Messenger RNA from Myotis lucifugus (little brown bat), 1678 nucleotides. RefSeq names its product TIR domain-containing adapter molecule 2. Gene Ontology annotation, biological process: TRIF-dependent toll-like receptor signaling pathway; positive regulation of canonical NF-kappaB signal transduction; lipopolysaccharide-mediated signaling pathway. The transcript has 4 exons. Gene Ontology annotation, molecular function: protein kinase binding. NCBI's taxonomy places the organism in Eukaryota, Metazoa, Chordata, Mammalia, Chiroptera, Vespertilionidae. The record is from RefSeq and is a predicted model, not a curated record. The coding region runs from base 269 to 1474 and encodes 401 amino acids.
AAGGUGCCUCAGGCCCCGCCCCUUCCCAAGCGAUGGCUCCCCACUUCCGGCCACCUCAGGCCUUUCCGCCGGUUCUGUGCGGGUUUUAAUGCCUGCUCCCCAGGUGGCUUUCGGCGCCAGGUCCGGGUCUCUCCGCACCCCCAUUUGCCCCCAGCGGCUGGCUCCUCGUCCCCAAUCUCACCGAGGCUGAGGCCUGCGGCGGGUGAGUCCGCGCAGACCCGACUCCGCGUCUCCUCUGCUGCGUUGAGGCCGCCGCCACCGCCUCGGGAUGCCGCGGCUGGGUUUUGCCGCCGCGGGCCGUUGGGGCUGCCGGCUGCUCGUGCUGCUGCUGCUGCUGCUGCUCGUUCCGGGACCCGGCGGCGCCUCCGAGAUCACCUUCGAGCUGCCCGACAAUGCCAAGCAGUGUUUCUACGAGGACAUCACGCAAGGCACCAAGUGCACCCUCGAGUUCCAGGUGAUUACUGGUGGUCACUAUGAUGUAGAUUGUCGAUUAGAAGAUCCUGAUGGUAAUGUGUUAUACAAGGAGAUGAAGAAACAGUAUGACAGUUUUACUUUCACAGCCUCCAAAAAUGGGACAUACAAAUUUUGCUUCAGCAAUGAAUUUUCUACGUUCACACAUAAAACCGUAUAUUUUGAUUUUCAAGUUGGAGAAGACCCCCCUCUGUUUCCUAGUGAGAACCGAGUCAGUGCUCUUACCCAGAUGGAAUCUGCCUGUGUUUCGAUUCAUGAAGCUCUGAAGUCUGUCAUUGACUAUCAGACUCAUUUCCGUUUGAGAGAAGCUCAAGGCCGAAGCCGAGCAGAGGAUUUAAAUACAAGAGUGGCCUAUUGCCACAGUGUGGCUACAAGUCAGAGACAUCAUGAGUCCAAUUCCAAGAAAUCUGACAUCUCCCUGCGUGAUGUUGCUGAGCACAGCUGCACAACAGAGAUGCCAACAGGAGAGCUGGCGGGAGCUGCGGGCGUGGAUGGGAUGUCUGAAGAGGAAGCAGAAGAAGAGGUGUUCUUCAAAUUUGUGAUAUUGCACGCAGAGGAUGACACAGACGAAGCUCUCAGAGUCCAGGAUCUGCUCCAAAAUGACUUUGGCAUCAAACCUGGAAUCAUCUUUGCUGAGAUGCCAUGUGGCAGACAGCAUUUACAGAAUUUAGAUGAUGCUGUAAAUGGGUCUGCGUGGACCAUCUUAUUGUUGACUGAAAACUUUUUAAGAGAUACCUGGUGUAGGUUCCAGUUCUAUACGUCCCUAAUGAACUCCGUGAACAGGCAGCACAAAUACAACUCUGUUAUACCCAUGCGGCCCCUGAACAAUCCCCUGACCCGGGAAAGGACUCCCUUUGCUCUGCGAACCAUCAAUGCCCUGGAGGAAGGAAGUCGUGGCUUUCGUACACAAGUGGGAAGAAUUUUUCAGGAGUCUCUGUAUAAGACACAGCAAACUAUAUGGAAAGAGACAAGAAAAAUGGCACAGAGGGAAUUUAUUGCCUGAGGUGGACCACAGAGCACGUGGCUGGCUCUCGACUUAUAAAACAAAUGAUUUAUCUUCACUUGAGAAAGUAAAUCCAGGAAAAGUUUAAAUAAAAGCGAUCCUAUUCUUACAGGAACCUAGAGAGCACAAGGGAGAUAAAUUUCUGCCAGACAAAGAACUGUGGUACUUUUUGAAUUUUCAGUAAACUCGAGAAAGUUUCAAGAA